UGGAGUGUCAUACUUAAUAAUUCUAAUUAUACUAUCUAUUUCUAUUUAGGACAAUGGAUUAUUCCAACUAUUAGUGGUCAGUGUUGUCCUCCUACUAGUUCCUUUGCUAUUCAAAAGAUUACUAAUAAUAAAGCUGUCAUGUUUUGUGGAACAGUGCCUAGGGAUGAUGAUUAUGAUAUAUCUGUUAAUACAGUCUAUACAUGUCAACUGGAGUCUGAUACUACAAUACACUGGGAGAGUGUUAAGGAACCAGUAGUACCUGCUAGUGUACAGUGGCCUGUGGGGAGAUGUGCUCAUGCUUUUACUAGUAUCAUCAGUGACUCACCUACACUAGUAAUGAUAGGUGGAGAGGGUAAAGAUGAUCAACUAGUAAAUGAUAGUUGGUUACUGAAUACUAGUCAGUACCAGUGGAGUAAGAUUGUUCUACCUGAAUCUGUUACUGGUAGAGACUCUCAUUCCUUAUCAUCAAUAAUGAUGAGUCCAGACUGUGUGUGGUUGGUGGUAGUGGGUGGGUAUCUAGCAACUGAAUGGAAAGAUGUAGGAAGAGGAUACAAGCAAGCAUUUGCUGACUAUAUCACUGAUCCUAAUAUCACAAUGUUAAUAGAACUAGUUUUAAGAGAAGGUGAAUGGAGAGUAAGUGAAGUACUAGAUUCUACUGGUCUGACUACUGAGGCCUAUCAAGACAAGUAUCAGUUAUUAUUAAAGAAGAGACAAUGGUGGCAAGAUCAGUUUAUAGUAUACCCUACAGAGAGAGAAGUAAAACUACAAAAUUAUGUGGAAUCGUUGCAGCAGGAGUUAAGAGUAUCUGAGGGAAACAAGACCUCACUGCAGGAAGCACUCCUUGAGGCUAGUGAGCAAGGUAUAGUCCUCUACU
This is a messenger RNA of Amphimedon queenslandica, 874 nucleotides long. RefSeq lists its product as uncharacterized. The transcript has 4 exons. The record is from RefSeq and is a predicted model, not a curated record. NCBI's taxonomy places the organism in Eukaryota, Metazoa, Porifera, Demospongiae, Haplosclerida, Niphatidae. The annotation marks the transcript as partial. Gene Ontology annotation, molecular function: protein binding.